Molecule: messenger RNA, 1455 nt
Organism: Cadophora gregata
Lineage: Eukaryota; Fungi; Ascomycota; Leotiomycetes; Helotiales; Ploettnerulaceae
Exons: 2
Coding region: 1-1455 (484 amino acids)
Biological process (GO): peptidyl-proline hydroxylation to 4-hydroxy-L-proline
Cellular component (GO): endoplasmic reticulum
Molecular function (GO): iron ion binding; L-ascorbic acid binding; procollagen-proline 4-dioxygenase activity
Source: RefSeq, a predicted model, not a curated record
AUGGCUAAAUCCAAGAGCAAACGAAAGCAGGAGAGCCUGCCGGCCCAUGUGUCAGCCAAAAAGAUCAAGAUAACGACUACAAUUACUCCACCACCUGACAAGGGCCUCCUCGAAUCCAAAACCAUCCAAAGCGUGGGCUUGACUGAGGAAGAUCUCGAACUGGCAAUCGAUACCCUUACGACAUUGGCAGAAAAUCCGAGUGUGAUCAAGUCGAAAGCAUGCAGGGAUUUGCGUACUGCUGUCUACGAUUUCCGCCAGGCUUGCACAACCGGCUUCAAUGCUGCGAUUGAUACGAAUCUCACAGCUCGAAUCAGUGGCGCAUUGGCUGAUGGAGGAUACACAGAGGCCCGGAUCCUGCUGGCAGAGAUGAGGAUAAGAGGUCAGACACCCAAGUUGGGCGCUUUGUGUCGUUGGGUUCGAGAUCUGGAUGUUGUUAGUGGGCUCGCUGAACAAUUAGCUGGAGGGGAGAGGUCAAAGAAGGAAGCUGAGCUGCUGGUGGUCUUGGAUGCCAUACUCCGACUCACCGGGCCGACGGACUAUACGUCAGAUGGGCAAAUUAUUACCGGCCCAGUUAUUCCAAGAGAAGCGUGGGAUUUGAGGGAAAGUAGAGACAGGAGGCAGGUCUACGACAGAGUCCUGAAUAGAAGCAUUCUCGAAACUAUUCCUACAAACCUCAAAGAUCAGUUCCGCAUAAUCGAAACAAUACCAGGUCUUCAAAGGAAACCUGCGAACCUCCACCCAGCAAUCCUCCAUACAUCCAAAGACGAUGCGAUACUCCUCUCCUCCAACCCACCCAAAUCAACACAUCACAAGCAUCCAAUCGUCCCAAAUCUACACCUUCUCAAGGACAUAUUGUCACCAAAUGAAUGUGAACAAAUCAUUGCUGCGGCAGAGAUGAUAGGAUUCACACCUGAUGCUCCAAUCAGAGCAGAAGGAGAGGAGAGCAGUGUUUUGGCGCAUAACUUCUACUGGAUCGUGGACAAUGCGUUUUGUGGUAAGCUUUGGGCUAGAGUGUCCCCGUUUGUGCCAGUGGAUGUCGGAGGCAAGAGAGUACGAGGAUUAAAUAGAAGAUUCCGGGUAUAUAGAUACGUCCCUGGUGCGGAGUACAGAGCUCACAUUGAUGGUGCAUGGCCUCCCUCUGGAAUUGAUCCUACGACCGAUGCAUACAUCUACGACUCUUCUCCACCAGAAAAGAAGCAGUCCUCGCUUUUUACGUUUCUCAUAUAUCUGAGCGACGAUUUCGAGGCUGGAGAGACAACUUUUUUCCUGCCAAGUACAAGAGAAGGAAGUAUGAAUGCAUAUCCCGUCAAGCCAAUUCAAGGUAGCAUUGCACUGUUUCCACAUGGCGAAACGGAAGGAAGUUUAUUACAUGAAGGCACAGGCGUUCGAAAAGGAACGAAACCAUCAGCGAAGUAUGUCAUACGUACAGAUGUCCUGUACGAUAUUGAUACAUAG